This is a messenger RNA of Linderina pennispora, 1145 nucleotides long. RefSeq names its product NAD(P)-binding protein. Gene Ontology annotation, molecular function: oxidoreductase activity, acting on the CH-OH group of donors, NAD or NADP as acceptor. Lineage: Eukaryota; Fungi; Kickxellomycota; Kickxellomycetes; Kickxellales; Kickxellaceae. Bases 31 to 1038 code for a protein of 335 amino acids. The transcript has a single exon. The record is from RefSeq and is a predicted model, not a curated record.
CCAGUAUCGCUUUUCUGUACUCUUUUCAACAUGCAGGAUAUUCCACUGGGACUUAAUUUUGACACCGCCGUAGGGAUCUUGGACAUCCUGCUAUCCUCGCAAAUCUCAGCGACGCUACUAGCCAUGAAUGCACUCAUGUGGAAUCAGCUCACCAGUGUUUGGUUCCUCACAUACCUGUGGGUGUUUCUAGCACGCAAGUUUUGGCACUGGCUACUGGAGCCCAUGGGUCCUGCGCAGAAAAUCCAGUGGGACAAACAGCUCAUCGUGCUUACUGGUGGCUCGCAUGGCGUCGGGCUCAGUCUUUUAAACCAACUGUCGCAGACGGGCGCACGCAUUGCGGUUAUUGAUCUCGCCGAGCCGCCAGAAGAGCUGGCCAGUACGUUUUUUUACAAGUGUGACCUGGCCGACACCAACCAGAUUACACAAACUGUGGCACGCAUUAACAAUGACUUGGGGAUUCCGACGAUGCUGGUCAACAAUGCUGGAGCUGUAUGCACCAAGCUGAUCCACACGAUGACCGAGUGCGACAUGCAGCACAUUAUGCAGAUCAAUGCGCUAGCGCCCAUGCACCUGACGCGUCUCCUGCUUCCAGGUAUGCUGACAAUGCCUCGUGGGCACAUUGUGUUUGUAUCGAGCACCCUUGGAUUCUCUACCGCACCCCAGCUUUCGAUAUACUGUGCAAGCAAGGCAGCAUUGGCCUGCUUCCGCGAUUCGCUAAGGCUCGAGCUGCGGUAUCGCGUGCGCAGUGAGCGAAUAAAAACUACUAUUUUGCAUCUGGGCAAAACUGACGGCGACAUGCUUGAUGGUAUUCCAACAAAGAAGUGGCUGGCACCGGUUCUUUCAGCUGAUCUUGCGGCUGACCGUGUUUUUGAUGCCCUGGACAACAUGCGCGGUGGUGAGGUGCGUUUGCCAGCGUUAGCAUAUUUGUCGCCGGUAUAUUGGCUGAUACCGGAGAUACUGCGCGAUCUGGCACACCAGGUAGCCGGUACUCUCCAUGCAAGGAAGCCAGGAUCCCCCCAAACAAGGAGGAGAUCUUAGCAUUCAAACAACGCGCAGGCUGCAUGUGAUAUAGGGGUGCAAGACUGCUGCAUGCUUCAACAAACAUCCCUUCCGCCUGCCUCUUCAAUACCUUGAUAAAAUAAAAG